UGUAGAAAGAUACAAGUAAAGCUCCAUUAAAACUUAAUUGGUCCGAAAUCUUGGCAUGACCAUUUGAAUUAACAAAAAAAUCAUUUUCUCAUUCAAAGCUUCUUGCGAUGGUAUUUACCUUCAAACUUAUUAUAAAGAUGGACCAUUUGGGAAACCAAGCAAAACCAACAACAAAGUCCCAAAUAAACUCUGAGCUCCCUCUCUCCCUCCCUCCCUCCUCCCAUUAGCAAGCCAUGGGCAAGCUGAUGCCUCUCUUUUGUCUAGUGUAUUUCACAUUAUGUUCCUCUCCAUUGUUUACUAGCUCACUAACACUCCAUUCCGAUAUUCAAGUUCUUCAUGUCAUGAAGCGUUGCAUAGAUCUAUACUCCAUCCCCCCAAAUUCCUAUCUGAGUAGCUGGGACUUCAUACACGAUCCAUGUGAAACUACAGGCGGGCAGUUUCUCGGAGUCUUAUGCAGUUUCCCUCUAGACCAAUCCCCAAGCAGAAUAACUGCCAUUGAUCUUGAUGGUGCGGGUUAUGAGGGGUUCAUAACAUCAGAAAUUGGGAACCUAACCGAGCUCACCUUCAUCAAUCUAAGUAAAAACAACUUUCGAGGACAAAUACCCCAAUCCAUUUCCAAUCUAAAGAAGCUCACUAGACUUUCACUGUCCAACAAUUUCUUCACGGGCGGCAUUCCCUUGGGAUUGAACACACUCAAAAAGCUAGAAUCUCUGGACAUUUCGUUCAAUAAGCUUUCUGGUAUAAUACGCUCCAGCAUCGGUGGAUUACGAGGCUUGACAUUCUUAAGCCUGUCCAACAAUGGAUUCACUGGCAGAAUCCCAGACCUCUCGGGGUUAUGGCAGUUGAAGACAUUAGAUCUCAGCAGAAACCAGCUCUUCGGGAGUCUGCCAAAUUUUCCAAUAAGCUUGAGAACCUUAAUUCUGAGCCAUAACAUACUUUCUGGGAGCCUUACACCUCUAAUCACACUCAAAAACCUCAGAGUGCUAGAUGCGAGCAACAACAGACUUUCAGGUGCUAUAACUAGAGAUUUUUUUACCAUACCCAAGAUGGCUCGACUCAACGUUUCAAAUAACCACUUCAAAUUGAUAGAAAUCAUUAGAUUUGUUGGACACGGAGCACAGCUUCAGGUGCUUGAUGCUCAACGAAAUCAGCUGCGAGGACAUUUGCCUGUAAAUUUGGUAAGCCUGCAGAAUCUAACAACAAUCAACCUUUCCUACAACCAGUUCUUUGGUCAUAUACCCGAGGAAUAUGGAGCAAGAGUCGGAGCCUGGAGAACGCUCUACCUAGAUCACAACGAUUUGCUAGGAAGGCUUCCAGCGGAAUUCAUUAAAAGACCAGAUAGAAUCAAGGGUAGUCUUUCAAACAACUGCCUACAGUGUCCGGACAACAUUCCAUUGUGCACCGGUCGCCAGAGGAAAAUAUCAGAAUGUCAGGAACACACAGACACCAAUGAGUAAGAAGAGACACCAGUGCCAAGCAACAGGGUUUGCUUCUUUGUUCUUAGAUAAUGUUAAUUUGGAACUCUGAUAAUUAAUUCCUAAACCUUGAUCAACCAUAGAGGAGACGAAGGUUAAACUUCCGGUCAACUAAAUAAUAAUUCGUAAUAAUAUUUGUGGAAA
Rosa rugosa (rugosa rose) is the source of this 1619-nucleotide messenger RNA. Its product is annotated as leucine-rich repeat receptor-like serine/threonine-protein kinase BAM3. The coding region runs from base 234 to 1457 and encodes 407 amino acids. The record is from RefSeq and is a predicted model, not a curated record. NCBI's taxonomy places the organism in Eukaryota, Viridiplantae, Streptophyta, Magnoliopsida, Rosales, Rosaceae. The transcript has a single exon. Gene Ontology annotation, molecular function: protein binding.